Molecule: messenger RNA, 4496 nt
Organism: Pocillopora verrucosa
Lineage: Eukaryota; Metazoa; Cnidaria; Anthozoa; Scleractinia; Pocilloporidae
Source: RefSeq, a predicted model, not a curated record
CGAAAGGCUUUUUACGAGGAUGCCGCAAAUCCGCAACUCUGAAGCGGUGUGAAUCAAAUAUAAGUGAAUCUGGCAAAAUGUUCAAAAACCCGGUAAUAUGUUGUAUGCUGGUCAUCCUUCGUUUGUUGAUGAAAUUGCCAGGGACAGAGUGCCAACCAACCUGUUUCAAAAACUCCUCUUACAUAUUUUCGAAAAGCAAAAUUUACAGGUUUCCUAACAAUGAAGUCUGCUCAAUCUUGGGAGGUUAUUUAGUCUCCAUCGAGACUGAGGAAGAAUGGCAGUUUAUCAAUCAUGAGAUUCAGAAGCGUGGUAGUUGGAAUACUUCGGCUACUAAUGCGUGGCUCAUUGGUUUGGAGAAGAAAGACGGGGUUUGGAUAUGGAAGAGUGGAGAACAGCUAAAUAUUUCGAAAUGGCGAGAUUCUGAGCCAAAUGUUAACGACGAAAGGGUGGAAAUAUCCAUGAACAGAGGCCUCUUUAAUGGUAUCUCUUGGAACGAUAGAGGAGAUGCCUACAUUUGCGAGAUGCCCGGAGAAUGCCCAAAGAUAACUUUUAAAAACUCUUGGUACAUAAUUUCGGUGGAUGGAGAGUCCUGGUACUGGAGCAGAGACACUUGCUCAAGUCUAGGCGGGGACCUAGUUUCCUUUGAAACCCAAGAAGAAUGGAAUUUGAUUAAUGACGAAAUUCAAAGGCGAAACACUACGAACUAUGAAAAUAAAUGGAGAAUUGGUUUAAAAAAAAGGGCCAGGAAUUGGACCUGGGUGAGUGGAAGACCGCUGACUAUUUCCAAGUGGGGACAAGGGGAGCCAAGUGGUGAACACGACGCGGCUUUCAUGUACAAGAGGUUCCGUAAUGGCGAACGGGGCGUGUUUGGAACUUAUAAUAAUGAAAGUUGGAAAAAACAGCACGCUUAUAUUUGUGAGAUCCCUAAGGAAGAAUCAUUAACAGUAUCAUCACCAACAUGGACAGCAUCACCAACCUACACAGCAUCACCAACAUGGACAGCAUCACCGACAUGGACAGCAUCACCAACAUACACAGCAUCACCAACCUACACAGGAUCACCAACAUGGACAGUAUCGACAACAAUGACAGUUUUACCAACACCGACUUCAUUAUCAUCAUCAACAACUGAAGGUAAGACGCAGGACCUUGUUGCAGUCAUUUCUGGCGGAGCUGAGGUGAUUCGAGGACUCAAAGAAAACAUCACAUUGGAUGGCUCACUCUCAUAUGACCCUGAGGCUGCACAUGGUGACCAAUCGGGAAUGAACUUUACUUGGCAUUAUGGUAAGAUCACAGGGAAUUACUCCUAUGUGCAGGGAAGGAAAAGAGACUUCUUUAUAGCGGUAAACGAGUCAGCUUUUCAAUAUAAUGGAAGAGCAUCUGGCGUGCAAAUUUCCUUGGAUACAGGGGCUAUGUCUCUUGGUGAUAUCUGCAUAGUUAGACUGGUUGUGACCAAAGACUAUCGCAAUGCUAGCGCUUAUCAAGUCAUCCAUUUCUCGAAUGGAGAUCCCCCUAAAAUAUAUCAAAGGUGUUUCAUAAAUUGUCUGCCUAAAAUCAGCCCCUCAGUACGACUUAGUGUCCGAUCAGAAUGCAAGGGAUUACAGUGCUUCAAAAUUUCUUCAUAUGAGUGGAUACUCUACCAGCGAUAUGAGGGAAACGCGUCCACUGCUUGGCAAAGAAAAUAUGAUUUAGAACUCAUUACAAGUACACCACUAAAUGCAAGCAACAUUGUUAUAAAUGGAGGUUCCCUUGCUGCUGGAAAUAUGUACCGCUUGGCAUUAUUUAUCACAACUAACGACGGUUUAUGGGCGAUGUCAGCCUACGACAUUUCCACCGCGUUACCGCCCACAAGGGGGACAUGCUCGAUCACUCCGUCAAGUGGCAUCUCCUUGGAAUCACACUUUAAUCUGAGCUGUAUCAACUGGACAAGUGACAGCACCCCUCUGUCCUACCGGUUUCAAUAUAGACUAGAGAACGGUAUGUACACUGUGUUAUAUCAUGGCGUCAACAACUCCAUAGUUACUCUUGGGAUACCGCCUGGGAACAAUGCAGAAAACUUUACCAUGAGAUUCAACGUUGUUGUGACUGAUAACUUCGGAAUUUCUGCCUCUCCUGUUAAUCUAACAGUACAGGUUAAGCCCUCCGAGAGUCUAAGACCAGAUGAAAUCACAAGCCUGGAGGCCAUGAUCCAGGAAGUCAUCAGAAAAGGAGACUUGGGAAAAGCGGCACAAUUAGCAAACUCUGUCCUUCAAAUUGUUACACAAGAAACCAAGAUGAAUUUGGAGAAGAAAAUCAAGGUUAUAGACUUUAUAAUAAAAAAUAUUGCGUCAGUGAAAGUAAACAACACUGCAGACCUGCUUCAAAGCUCCUCCGUGAUUGGUUCUGCUCUUCACGUUUUGGAAAAGGUCUCUCCCGAGUCAUUGGAACUGUCGUUAUCGGCUGUCGACUCGCAAACGAAAUUCUUAUGGUCAACCGUCCAGUUGAAGGACGUUGCUGAUUUGUCGUUAGUCACUCGAUCGGCAGAAAACUUAGUUUGGUGUCUUCAAAGGGUGUUAAAGAUAUCCGCAGAGAUGGCGUCAAUAGAUUCCACCUUAAGCUUCCAAGAGCAGGGUGAAAAAUCUGUUAAUACUGCCCUUAAAGUGCUUAGAAAAGUUGCAGACGCAUUGUUAGCCCUGAGAGUCCCAGAUGAAAACAUGAUAUCGAUCUCCACCGGUCACUUGAACAUGACAUUAGGGCGACAUAGCCUGAGUAAACUUGCAGGGCUGCAGAUAAAGGGUGGAAGUGGCAGUUUCAUUUUACCACCAUGGCCUGUCACAGGAAGAAACACAACAAGUUUUGUCGACACCCAGAUGCUAUCAAUGUCAUUCAACCCCUACACCUGGGACAGCACCAGGGAGCGAGUCAACUCUGAAGUUCUAUUUCUGGACCUAAAGGACAAUAAAAGCGAGCUAUUGGAAGUAUCAAGUCUACCAGACGACAUUGUCAUCGUUAUUCCAUCAAAACCUCGGACACUACCGAAGGAGCUAUGGUACUUCACGACGGAUGACGAUUUACGUUUCCACGAGAUAACUGUCAAUUACGAAAACACUUUGAUGCAGCUAGAAGUCAAACCCCAAGAGCCAACUGUACAUCUGUUUGUUUACUUGCGAUUCGGUCAACGGCCAACGACUCAAAACUACGAUCUCAAUGCCACAAUCUCUCAAAAUGGACAGUGCGUUUGGACUGCAAGUGCGCAUGACAAAAAGGAGAGACAACCGGAAUGCUCGUCGAACCCACUUACCCCGAUAGCAACAUUGGCCAGGCAUCCUGGGAAAUACUUUGUAGGCGUAAAAAACUAUAAUGCCACCACGACCACCCCAUACAGGAGAAAGAAAAGAUCGUGUUUUAUCGCUGGACGGCAAAAGCGGUCUUGCGUCGAAGUCAAAGAUCCCCCACCUGCCCUACCCAUGAGUAAAACUGCAUAUGUGACACCAGCUUAUGAUUCCAAAACCGAUCAGAACUACACUCUGAGGGUGGCCUUCGGUAGCUGUGUAUACUGGUCAGCGAAAGUUGAGAUGUGGGUAACAAAAGGCUGUCGGAUUUUAGGAGCAUCGAACAGAUUUAUUAACUGCAGCUGCGAUCACCUGACAUCCUUCGGGGGAAGUCUUUUGGUUAAACCGAAUCCUAUCGACCUCGACAAGGUUCAAGUGCAGAUUCAAAAGUUGCCAGAAUCUGGAAAUAUCACAGUUAUUUUGGCGAUGGCGUUGGUUUUCUUAAGUUACGUGAUUGUGCUUGUUAUCGUCAGGAAAACAGACAUAGAAGACUCUAAAAAUAACGUUUUACCAGUCCAUUUGCCAUCCUCUCCAGAGAGUACAUAUGAAUACGAGAUAGUAAUAACUACAGGAGUCUGGAUAUACUCAGGCACAACAGCUCAAGUUGCUAUGGAGAUUUACGGUUCUGACGGAAGGAGUGGCAUUCUUCAGCUAAGCCAGGAAGAGACUGGUUCAAUUGACGCGUUCUUCUCUCGCGGUAACUCGGCCGUGUUUGUACUGUAUGUUAACAAAUCACUUGGUGUGAUUCAAGAAGUGAAGAUUGGUCAUAACAACUUUGGUGACAGUCCUUCGUGGUUUUUGGAGGAAAUUUUCAUUCGGGACGUACAAUCCAAUCAGUCUUGGAAAUUUAUGGUCAGUCAGUGGUUUGCUCUUGAGCGCGGAGACGGGCGUAUCGAGCGAAUGUUUCAAGCAACGGUAUCUCAAAUGGACUUUGCCAGUGAGGUUGCAAGACGCUGGCGGAGAGGGCUUACAGAGCUACAUAUUUGGGUUUCAGUCGCUGCCAAACCAAAGAGAAGCCACUUUUCAAGAGUACAGCGGGUUUCUUGCUGCCUUUCAGUGCUUUUGACAUCCAUGUUUGCAAACGCGAUGUUUUAUGAGCUACAUGGCAGAUAUGAACAACCUUUUCAAGUUGGACCGUUGGAAUUCUCGUGGAGACAACCUGAUUUGGGAAAAGAGUGUCAGUGA